AUGUUGCAGAAAACUGGAGCCAGAAUCAAGAUCUACUCCAACUGCUGCCCACGCAGUACGGAUCGCUUGAUCAGCAUCUGCGGGAAACCAACGACGUGCAUAGAAUGCAUCCGCGAAUUAAUCGCUACCAUUAAAACAUCGCCGUUGAAAGGUGUGAAUAGUCCAUACGACCCUCACAACUUUGAUGAUUAUUAUGCAGACGAAUAUGGUGGUUAUGGAAGUGGAGAUGGCGGCCAAGGAAGAGGCAGUGGUUUUGGAGGUGGUCCAGGAGGUCGUGGAGGCGGAGGUGGUGGUGGUGGAGGAGGUGGUGGUGGAGGUGGCGGCGGAGGAGGCGGAGGUGGCGGUGGCGGAGGUGGUGGAAUGCCACCUAGACGAGACAAUCGUGGUGGUGGCGGAGGUCCCGGUGAUAUGAACCGUGGUUUUCCACCAUCGUCAAGAGGUGGACCUCGUGGAGGAGCUGGUGGAGGAGCGGGAGGUGGUGGAAUGACGGGUGGCCCGAUGGAUCGUGGAUAUACUGGUAACUCGAGAGCUGCUGGAGGUGGUGCUGGUAACGGUGGUGGAUACGAUGGAGGAAGGAAUGCCGGCUAUGCUGGAAAUAGGGCUGGCCCGCCACCUUAUGCUACUGGAAAUUAUAACGGAGAUGGUUGGGGUAUGCAAGGUAGUGGUGCACCAAACGGUUUAGGCGGUGCUGGUAACUCCGGAAUGAGUGGUCCAUCAAUGGGUGGAAACAACCAGGGAAAUCAAAACAAUAUGAGUGGAACCAAGACUAGUACUCAAGUCACCAUCCCUAAGGACCUCGCAGGCGCAAUAAUUGGUAAGGGUGGAGCAAGAAUCAGGAAAAUCAGAUCGGACAGUGGCGCUUCGAUCACUAUAGACGAGCCAUUACCUGGUAGUAAUGACCGGAUUAUCACAAUAAUCGGCUUACCCAGUCAGAUACAGAUGGCUCAGUACCUUCUACAACAGAGCGUACACGAAAAUGCUGAUCAUUAUUAACAAGGAAGAAAAAAAGAAGAAAAAAAAUAAAGAAGAUUAAAAAAAAAGGAAAAAGAAAAAAGAAAGAAAGAAUAAAAUAGCAUGAGAUUGAAGAAGCGGUAAAAGCAUUCAAGCGGGUUUUAGAGGUAUAUGGGGAGAGAGGGGAGCCAAAGAUACGUUUUUAACAUUUUCUAGAAACAUUUUUCUUCGGGUAAAGCGUGAAAAAGUGAUAGUAGAAACUUUUGAUGAUGGACGUGUUGACAUUCAAACAUACCUGUUUUGAGAGAGAGAGAGAGAGAGAGAGAGAGAGAGAGAGAGAGAGAGAGAGAGAAGAGAAAGAGAGAGAG
Messenger RNA from Vespa mandarinia (Asian giant hornet), 1319 nucleotides. RefSeq names its product Heterogeneous nuclear ribonucleoprotein K (gene HnRNP-K). NCBI's taxonomy places the organism in Eukaryota, Metazoa, Arthropoda, Insecta, Hymenoptera, Vespidae. The record is from RefSeq and is a predicted model, not a curated record. Gene Ontology annotation, molecular function: RNA binding.